Messenger RNA from Bombina bombina (fire-bellied toad), 3478 nucleotides. It is a transcript of the gene IRF2BPL, whose product is annotated as interferon regulatory factor 2 binding protein like. Gene Ontology annotation, biological process: regulation of transcription by RNA polymerase II. The transcript has a single exon. Gene Ontology annotation, cellular component: nucleus. Bases 201 to 2276 code for a protein of 691 amino acids. Gene Ontology annotation, molecular function: transcription corepressor activity. The record is from RefSeq and is a predicted model, not a curated record. Lineage: Eukaryota; Metazoa; Chordata; Amphibia; Anura; Bombinatoridae.
GCGCAGUUCUGAGUGUGCGCGCUCCGGGCGGGCUGCGGCUUGCAGAGAAGCGCAGGAGAGUGUGAGGUAGAGCACACCCGGCGCGGUCCGGAGAUACCGGAGCUCAGGGCCUCUUUGGAUGCCCUCGCAUACAUCGAUCCCUGCACACACCGUUCACAAAUCGUAUCCUGUACAGCCGGGCCCUACCCGGGCUUACCAGCAUGUCGGCCUCACAGGUGUCCUCCUCCCGUCGGCAGUCCUGCUACCUGUGUGACCUGCCACGCAUGCCGUGGGCCAUGAUCUGGGACUUUACUGAACCUGUGUGCCGUGGCUGUGUUAACUACGAGGGGGCUGACCGUAUAGAGUUUGUGAUUGACACCGCAAGACAGCUAAAGCGUAGCCACGGCUUCCAGGAUGGACGGUCCCCGGGGCCACAGGGACCCUCAUCUGGAGGGGCUGCCAAGCAGCACCCAGCUGUUCAGGCUGCCCUGACCGCCAAGGACACAGCACAACUCAAUCAUUUGGAUGGAAGUUCCAAGGCAGCAGCAGCUUCUGGACUAGAAAGAUAUGGACUUGCUACUGACAGAGGGCGUUUUGAGUACACCUUGGCUGCUGCUGCUCGUUUACCGAAUGGCCUGAAUGGAUAUCCUAAACCUGGAGAAGAUGGGCCUCCAGAGCUAAACAGACAGAGCCCCAACUCUCGAGGGCGGACAGGGCAUGGAUUGCUUCCACAGUUGGGGCCUGGUCAGCUUAGUGUCCCCCCAAAUCUUCUUCCCCAGACAUUGCUAAAUGGCCCCCCUGCAGCCUCCUCAUCUUCUGGAGGCCCACAUGUACUGGGAAGGGGCCCUGCAGGUUCCAGCGGACUUAACGUGCCACCUACAGCCUCUUCAUCUGGCGACCCCAAACGUCCAGGCUCUGUGUCAAGCUCAGAUCAGGAGCGAGAGCUCAAAGAAAAACAGAGGAAUAGUGAGGCUCUGUCUGAGCUUACAGAGAGUUUACGUAGCCGGACAGAAGAUUGGGCUGGGAAGCCUAAGCCAGUGAGAGAUGCUCUGAUUACAUUGUCGGGCUGCUGCCCCUUUGAUGUUCGUUUUAAAAAGGAUCAUACUUUGUUGGGACGAGUGUUUGCUUUUGAUGCUGCAUCCAAACCAGGUCUACUGGACUAUGAACUUAAAUUGUUUGUGGAGUAUCCAAGUGGGUCGCUCAAUGUAUUCAGUUCGGCUUCUGGUGUAGCCAAGCAGAUGUACCAGGAUUGCAUGAAGGACUUUGGCCGUGGUCUCUCCUCUGGCUUCAAAUACCUAGAGUAUGAGAGAAAACAUGGCUCUGGAGAUUGGCGAUUGUUGGGGGACUUGCUGCCUGAGUCUGUACGUUUCUUUAAGGAGAUGGUAGGAGCUGAUAUGCUUCCUCAGCCAUAUCUUGACCCUAACUGCCCCAUGCUGCCUAGUGCAUUGAUCAAUUUGCCCCGUCCCCUGGCUACCUCAUCUGGAGGCAGUGGACAGUCCCGAGGAGGAAUGAGGAAACGAAAGGGCACUCCUGAACCGGAUUCUGCUGAAGGACAGAUUUGGAUGACUGGACAGCCUGAUGGAAUAAAACAGCUGAACCUGUCUGCCACUGGUAGCACAACAUCAUCAUCCUCUUCCACAGUGGCUUAUGGGGGUCCUGCUCCACCACCACCUCCACCACCACUUGGUCCUGGGCACCCACAACGUACUACACCACCUGAAAGUGCUCCACAAAAUGGCCCAUCACCUAUGGCAGCAUUAAUGUCUGUGACUGACACACUGGGUACUGCCCACUCGCCCAAGGAUGGGCAAACUGGCAGUGGCCCCCCAGUGCACUCCACAACCUCAUCUGCUCGCAGGAACAGCAGUAGCCCUGUCUCACCUGCUUCCGUGACUGGUCAAAGGCGUUUAAACUCUCGUAAUGGUGCAGGAUCAGCAGAGCUUAACCUUCAAGUGGCACCUGCUGGGGGAGCCCCUCAUCCGGGGAUGGACCAAGUGCACCCCCAGAACAUUCCUGAUUCGCCAAUGGCCAAUAGUGGCCCCUUAUGUUGUACCAUCUGUCAUGAGCGCUUAGAGGACACUCAUUUUGUCCAGUGUCCAUCUGUGCCCAGCCACAAAUUUUGUUUCCCUUGUUCACGAGAGAGCAUAAAGGCUCAGGGAGCAACAGGGGAAGUCUAUUGCCCUAGUGGAGAAAAAUGCCCCCUGGUGGGGUCCAACGUUCCCUGGGCCUUUAUGCAGGGGGAAAUUGCCACUAUUCUGGCAGGCGAUGUCAAAGUGAAAAAGGAGAGAGACCCUUAAACAGCAGUUACCAACAGAAAGCCCCCACUCCCUUCACUUUUGUACAUUUUAGUUCCUACAUAUACCUGGAGCCCAUGUACAAGACUUGCUGGGGGGCAUUAAACCUAGGUGGCAGAACCUGGACUUUACUGAUGCUGCAAGGUGAGAAUGUACAGACCCCCCUCCACCCAGCAGCAACCCACAACCUAUCACAGCACCCCAGCCCAAUGGCUUAUGUACACAUCUGCAGGGGAUAUCAUGCAUGUGCUGUGCAAACAAGAUCUGGUGCCCUCCCCAACAUGUUAGGAAAAGGUUGCUGGCUUAGAAAUGAGAACUUUAUUUGGAAUUAUGAAAGACCUGCCUAAGGGACAAAACCAGGGAUUCCAAAUUAUGUAUAGACCCGGGGGGGGGGGGGGGGGUGAUGCAGGACAAGUGUUGUGUACAGUUCCUAGCACGAUUUUCUGCACAUUUAGGCUAUGGACACAGUCUUAUGUACAGACCAUGUAUUUUUGGUAUGUUUCUAUAUUUUGAAACACAGGUUAUGUAAACUUCAUUUGAAGGUUUGAAGCUUUUAUUGUUCAAGUAGACAUGCUAAUGGAGGUUAAUAUCUGUCCUUAGAUCUCAUUUUUAUUUUUUCUUUACAGCUUUUGUGGCAGUGUGUCCACAAGGUAAAAUUUAUGGCACUUAGCAAAGCUGCUGGUGUGUUUUUUUUUUUUUUUUUUUUUGUAAAUGUGCGCACUUCUAAGGGACAGGUAGAGAGUGGAUCAAAGAAAAAAGAUUUAAAAAUUUCUAAAAAAAAAAUAUAUAUAUAAAUAUAUAAAUAUAAAAGUUUUGUGAGGAGGUUGGCAGGGUAAGUGGCCGGACAACUAGCUUCCAUUCUCUUCAAAUAUAUGUAUAUUUUUUUUUUUUUUUUUUUCCCCCGUUUUAGUUUGGGUCCCGAGGGUGGGUGGAUAUUUGGAGGGCAAGCAGUGACAGGUCUACAGACAGAAAUAUGUUGUAACCCAUUCAGUACUAACUGGUGUGAGCUCUCCCUCUCCACCACAUGGUUACACAUUUUGUUUUCUUUCCUUUUGCACGGAUGCUUUGAGCAGUAGAGCAAAUUGCUGUCUGUACAUUUAGGGUGGGCUAAACCUUUCACUGUCCAAAAUACAUUUCUGUAGUAAAAAAGACCACUGUUAUGUGCCUUGGAGCUUACUACAUUGUAAUAAAUCUGAUUGAUAUUA